This is a messenger RNA of Cyprinodon tularosa, 1204 nucleotides long. RefSeq names its product putative nuclease HARBI1. Lineage: Eukaryota; Metazoa; Chordata; Actinopteri; Cyprinodontiformes; Cyprinodontidae. The record is from RefSeq and is a predicted model, not a curated record. Bases 118 to 1158 code for a protein of 346 amino acids. The transcript has 4 exons.
CCGUGUCUCCGCCCUCUAAGCCACUCACUCACUUCCUGAUUGAAUCAGAAUGCGCUGGUAGGUCUGUGCAAACAAUAAAUGAAAGCCCGUUUAUUUUAGACGCAGUAAGCGUUAAACAUGGCGUGUCCUUUUGACGAGGAUCCAAUAGAUGAAGGAGCGGCAUUAAUCCGCAGAGAACUCAUCUGUCGUCGGCAGAGGAUUCUCAGACCGCGCAUAGACGUCCUCUCCCAUUCAGACAGUUUCCUUUAUGAGCGCUACCGUUUCACCUCACAAUCAAUCACAUACAUCCACGACCUGGUUCGUCCACACAUUAGCAACAUUACGCGCCGGAGUCUCGCUCUCACGUCCCAGCAGCUUCUGUGCGUGGCGUUGCGUUUCCUGGCCAACGGCUCGUUCCUGUACAACGUGGGAGAAGCUGAGCACAUCAGCAGGGCGACGGUGUCCAGAGCGGUGCGCAGGGUAUGCCUGGCCCUCAAACGACUGUUACCCAACUUUGUUCACUUCCCUGGGAAUAAACCCAUCGAAUCCAUCAAGGAGGAGUUCCACAGGAUUGCAGGAUUUCCAAACGUUAUUGGAUGCAUAGAUGGAACCCAGAUUCCAAUCAAAGCUCCCUCACAUAAUGAAGCUGAUUAUGUGAAUAGGCACUCUAUUCACAGCAUCAAUGUGCAGAUAAUCUGUGAUGCUGGGUGUUUAAUCUCGAACGUUGAGGCAAAGUGGCCUGGGUCGGUCCAUGAUUCAAAAAUAUUUCAGGAAUCUAACCUCCGCAACAGACUACAAGGUGGAGAGUUUGAUGGCUAUUUGCUGGGAGACAGGGGUUACCCUUGCCAGCCAUGGCUGCUGACCCCUUACCCUGACCCAGAACCAGGUCCCCAACAGAACUUCAACCGGGCUCACUGCAAAACCAGAGCCCGGGUGGAUAAAACCAUAGGCCUGUUGAAGGCCCGUUUCCAGUGCCUACAUUACCUCAGGGUGACCCCUGAGAGGGCCAGGGAUAUAAUUGCAGCUUGUGUUGUUCUUCACAAUAUUGCCAUUAUUAGAGGGGAACAACACCCUGCCCUACACAUGGAAGACUUUGAUGACGAACCCCUGCAUCUACCAGCCAACCAGGAUGGGAGGGAAGUGAGAGACGCCGUAUGCAAGGAUCACUUCUCAGUAUAAUUCACUGUCAUCCCCCCUGCUUAAAUAAAAAGAACCAUGACAUACA